Molecule: messenger RNA, 1414 nt
Organism: Glycine soja
Lineage: Eukaryota; Viridiplantae; Streptophyta; Magnoliopsida; Fabales; Fabaceae
Product: probable mannitol dehydrogenase
Exons: 5
Coding region: 138-1217 (359 amino acids)
Biological process (GO): lignin biosynthetic process
Molecular function (GO): cinnamyl-alcohol dehydrogenase activity; zinc ion binding
Source: RefSeq, a predicted model, not a curated record
CCUACAUGCACGUAUUAAUUUCUGUCUCAUAUAUAUUAACCCUUCUGUGCUAUCCUGAGAGACACACUUAACUACUAUAAUCUCUUCCUCUUGUCUUUGAAAUCCUUUUCUAAUUCAAAUAUUAUAUAACGAUUGAAAUGGCAGCACAAGCUGAAAUUGAGCAUCCUAGGAAGGCAUUCGGAUGGGCAGCUAGGGAUUCUUCCGGUCUUCUCUCCCCUUUCAAUUUCUGCAGAAGGGAACCCGGUGAGAAAGAUGUGGCAUUCAGAGUGUUGUACUGUGGGAUAUGCCACUCGGACCUCCACAGCAUAAAGAACGAAUGGGGCACUUCCAUCUAUCCAAUGGUUCCUGGGCAUGAGGUAGCUGGUGUAGUAACAGAGGUGGGAAGCAAAGUAGAGAAGUUCAAAGUUGGGGACAAGGUUGGUGUGGGAUGCCUGGUUGAUUCCUGCCGCACCUGCCAAAACUGCUGUGACAAUCUUGAGAAUUAUUGUCCUCAAUCUACGUUCACAUAUGGUGCCAAAUAUAGAGAUGGCACCAUCACAUAUGGAGGCUACUCUGACUCAAUGGUUGCUGAAGAGCAUUUUGUGGUUCGCAUUCCAGAUAGAUUACCACUUGAUGCUGCUGCACCUCUUCUUUGUGCUGGCAUCACUGUGUAUAGCCCUCUCAGAUAUUAUGGACUUGACAAGCCUGGUCUGCAUGUGGGUGUGGUUGGUCUUGGUGGACUAGGCCAUAUGGCUGUCAAGUUUGCCAAAGCUUUUGGUGCUAAGGUCACAGUAAUAAGUACUUCACCAAACAAAAAGGAAGAAGCAAUACAAAAUCUUGGAGCUGAUUCCUUUCUAAUAAGCCGGGACCAAGAUCAGGUGCAGGCUGCAAUGGGUACUUUUGAUGGUAUUAUUGACACAGUUUCUGCCGUUCAUCCUCUCUUACCUCUCAUUGGUUUGCUCAAGUCUCAUGGAAAGCUUGUAAUGGUUGGUGCACCGGAGAAGCCUCUGGAACUGCCUGUUUUUCCUUUACUUGCGGGGAGAAAGAUAGUUGCUGGCACUCUGAUUGGAGGGCUAAUGGAGACGCAAGAAAUGAUUGAUUUUGCAGCGAAACACAAUGUGAAACCUGACAUUGAAGUCAUUCCUAUGGACUAUGUCAACACAGCAAUGGAGCGCCUCCUUAAAGCAGAUGUUAAAUAUCGAUUUGUUAUUGAUAUUGGAAACACACUGAAAUUCUGAGACCAAGCUCUUAAAUAUUGCACGAUUUACAUUUCAGAGAACGAACCGUGGGCGACUAGUAGAUAGUAAAUAACAAAAGGGGAGAGAGAUGUGAUAACUUUCAACCCUGCCACUUGUCAUGGAACUAUUGAUUUCGAUUUAUAUUAUGUAUUUUUGUUAGGUCAUGUCUUGAAUAAUAUUUUUUCUUUUGCAUAUAA